AUGGUAUCAACCAGAGCUACGUCGUGAGGAUGUUGAGAGAAUUCUACCUGAUGAAAGAAGUGGUGUUUUCAUUGUUAGAGAUUACUAUGACAGUGUGAAAGGAAUCUUUAUGGAUAUGUUAUUUCACUAAAAGAUCACAACGGGAAAAUUCGUCACCACAAAAUUACAAAAAAUAGCAAUCAAGGCCUUGCUAUAAGUGGAUAUGAUGGGAAAACCUUCAACAAUCUACAUCAUCUUCUUAGUUUUUUCAUUGCCUCGCAAAAGAAAACUAUUGCUUUGAUCCCAUUUGAACCACCCAAAUCAGGUCCUGCCGAGAAGAGCUCCCAUAAGACCAUCAGGUCGGUCACAGUCUGUUCAAGGUCCGUUAAUACAUCCUCCUUCUAACAUGAACCAUAGAGGAUCAUACGAUGGUGGGCUUCCUGGACUUCCACAAAUUCCAGAUGAAGAUCCACAAUAUCUGAAUAUGAAAGGACGUCCUCGAGCUCUUCCCAAUAUUCAUGAUCGGGAUGAAGAAACAGAAGUUUGUUAUAUUGAUAUGAAAUCACCAACGUGUAAAGAUACAACUUCCACUGAUUAUGUAAUAUCCCCGUCAGGUCCUGCUCCAUCGAAUCAUUCAGAAUACAUCAAUGUCCCUACGUAUUCCAGUGAUAAUGUCCAACGUGAUGCCAACAGUAAUGUUACGAGCUGUGAUCCUGAAAUCCAUUCUGAUUUGUUGUAUAUUGAUAUACCCCCAAAAGUACCACCAAGAAGUGACUCGCAGGAGAGAGACAAUGCAGGAAUUGGAGAACCUUCUAAACCACCGUUGCGUCGAGUUCAAACUUUACAAAGUUAGAAGUACGGUAUUAGUACCAGUGCAGUGUUAGAAGUACAGAAAAUAUUUUGCAUCGUUAACAUUUUGCGUCGUUAGUUCUGCUGAGCUUUUAACGUCUUUAGUGCCUUUAUGCCAUUGAAUUACAAAACAUCUAAUUCUUCAAACGUAUGUCUGCUAAAACGUGUUCGACGUGACAUAGUUUAAUGUAUCUUGCUCAAGCCACUCAUCGUUGAUUGCCGACACUACAUUGACGAACAUCAUCUGGGAAGCUUAUGCUGUUUUAUCAGUAGAAUUUAGAAGCAUGGUCUUUGAAUAAUGUUAAUAUUAAUAAUGGUUUCAAUUGAGCUGGGCCUAACAUUUUUUUAUUGUACAUGUAUAUUUUUUUUAAUUGAUUUUAUUGGAAUUUUGGAAUUGUAACUGACAUAUAUUCAUCACUCAAGUAAAUUAAUUUUCGCCUUUUAGAAUAUCGUAUUGCGAUUUUUUUAAAAUGAAUUAAAUGUAUCAAAUUGUA
Messenger RNA from Xenia sp. Carnegie-2017, 1322 nucleotides. RefSeq lists its product as uncharacterized. NCBI's taxonomy places the organism in Eukaryota, Metazoa, Cnidaria, Anthozoa, Malacalcyonacea, Xeniidae. The transcript is spliced from 14 exons. The record is from RefSeq and is a predicted model, not a curated record. Bases 386 to 832 code for a protein of 148 amino acids.